CCCCAUUUGCGGGUUCCACCCCCAAGUCUGAGCCUGCAACUCCGGGGCUAGCCUCGACUCAUCCUCACCCGCACCCGGACUUCCAUCCAGUUCAGGGCUUCGCGGUUCUUCGUGGGACUGGACGGGUAGCCAGAACUCCAGAGAGCCCAGGACUCUUCGUGGACAUACCCUGUUAGACUACAUCGCCAGAUUCCCCAUCGAACUAUCCCCACUCAGAGAUACCCCUUUGGUGUGAGUCAUGAUAAUGACUAUGAAGGGCCAAGUGUGUGUGGUAACUGGGGCCUCCAGGGGUAUUGGCCGUGGCAUUGCCUUACAGCUUUGCCAAGCAGGUGCUACAGUUUACAUUACCGGCCGCCAUUUGGACACCCUUAGAGCUACUGCCCAGGAGGCACAGUCCCUCGGGGGCCGGUGUGUACCAGUGGUGUGUGAUUCAAGCCAGGAGAGUGAGGUGAAAAGCCUGUUUGAGCAAGUAGAUCGGGAACAGCAGGGGCGGCUAGAUGUUCUGGUCAAUAAUGCCUAUGCUGGUGUCCAGGCAAUCCUGAGCACCACCAACAAGUCAUUCUGGGAAGCACCUGCCUCCCUUUGGGAUGAUAUGAACAAUGUUGGACUCAGAGGCCACUACUUAUGCUCUGUGUAUGGGGCACGGCUGAUGGUACCAGCUGGCAAAGGACUUAUCGUGGUUGUCUCUUCCCCCGGGGGGCUGCAGCAUAUGUUCAAUGUCCCUUAUGGUGUGGGCAAAGCUGCGUGCGACAAACUGGCUGCUGACUGUGCCCAUGAGCUACGGCGUCAUGGAGUCAGCUACGUAUCUCUGUGGCCAGGCCUGGUGCAAACAGAAAUGGUGAAGGAGUAUGUAGCAAAAGAGGAGCAGCCUGAAGAUCCUCUGUUUAAGAAGAUGAAAUCAGUUCUCUCAUCGGCCGAAACUACAGAGAUGAGUGGCAAGUGUGUGGUGGCCUUGGCAACAGACCCCAAUAUCCUGAGCCUGAGUGGGAAGGUGCUGCCGUCCUGUGACCUUGCUCGGCGUUACGGCCUUAAGGACGUCGAUGGACGCCCUGUCCAAGACUACUUUUCUUUGGGCUAUGCCCUCUCACAAGUCUCCAGCUUGAGAUGGCUGGCCUCCUACUUGCCCGGCUUCCUCCGUGUACCUAAGUGGAUUGUCACCCUCUACACCAGCAAAUUCUAACCUCCUGACCUGAUAUCCCAGCCCUUCCAGAACCUCAUCUCAUUGAGGCUCAGGUGGGUGGGGCUGUCUUGGUGAAACAAACCACUUUCCCACACCCAUGUCCUCACCAUGAAGAGAAGGUGGCUGCUGGGCAUCUAGUGCAUCUUGGGGGCUCUGGUAGGUUCUUGGUGCCUUGGUGUUCCCUGUCCCUACAUCUUAAUAGCUUGCUUGAGUCCUUAUAAGUGGUUAUAAGUAGAAGUUAAUAAAAGUCUCAUCUCCCCUUCAA
Molecule: messenger RNA, 1445 nt
Organism: Rattus rattus (black rat)
Lineage: Eukaryota; Metazoa; Chordata; Mammalia; Rodentia; Muridae
Gene: Dhrs1
Product: dehydrogenase/reductase 1
Exons: 10
Coding region: 239-1180 (313 amino acids)
Source: RefSeq, a predicted model, not a curated record